This is a messenger RNA of Telopea speciosissima, 1460 nucleotides long. RefSeq lists its product as uncharacterized. Gene Ontology annotation, molecular function: protein binding. Bases 56 to 1207 code for a protein of 383 amino acids. The record is from RefSeq and is a predicted model, not a curated record. NCBI's taxonomy places the organism in Eukaryota, Viridiplantae, Streptophyta, Magnoliopsida, Proteales, Proteaceae. The transcript has 3 exons.
CACAGGCAUUCUGAAUCGCAAGUCAGAUAAGGACGGAUACUAAAAGCAAUAAAAAAUGCUGCUAAGGAGCUCUUCAACACCCGUUCUUGGAUCCCUGCUCUCCUCUUUCUCCGACUCUCCAAACAGGGAAUUUGAGAAUAGCUGCAGCAAAAACAACAAACACCCAUCGAGCUCUGAUCAUAAUCUCAAAAAGUUCUCGUUUUGUCCUGGUGGGAACUCCCACUUCAGCAGCUUCUCCUGCAACUCAUCUCCAAUCUCUCUCUCUGUUGUGGGUUUCUCUGACUUCGACCCCGAACCCAGUAUUGCCGUCUCAAGAGGCUGCCGAAGGACCCGAUCGGAAGGCAACUUAGAAGCACUUGCAGCCGCGUCGUGCGAUAUCGACGAUUUCAAUACUGCGAAGCCACUGACGAGACGAUCUAGAAGACCAAGUAUGUCAGUUUUGGAGACAAUCCCAAGUUUCUCGAUUUACAAUAAGAGAGACGGGUAUGAAGACGAACAAGAGAAUGAAGAAGAAGAAGAAGAAUUGGGUGAGAGAGAUGGGUUGUUGGGGAGGUCAGUCACAAUCGGAGACUCUAUCCUGUCUGUGGGAAGUGGUGGAUUCAGCUUUGCAAAGAACAAGAACAUGGGUUUGAUUAUGGAGGAAGAGCUUAGCUCAGGUGUGGAAGAGGCAAAGGAGUCUAGGAGCCCACCUCUCUAUCUUGCGAGAGGGAUUGGAAUUGAUGUGGGUGGUCUUGGUGGUGGUGCUGGCGGCGGCAGGGGCGGUGGUAGGAAUGGUUUUAGUCCUGAUGGAUUCUGUGAGGGCGGUGGCCCAGAGGGACCCCAAAUUGAGGAGUAUUAUAAGCGGAUGGUUGAAGAAAAUCCUUGCAACCCUUUAUUCCUAAGGAAUUAUGCUCAGUUUCUGAAUCAGUGUAAAGGAGAUCUGCGAGGGGCUGAGGAGUACUACUCGCGCUCCAUACUAGUAGAUCCAACAGAUGGGGAAAUCAUGUCACAGUAUGCUAAAUUAUUGUGGGAGCUCUACCAUGACCGUGACAGAGCUAUGAGCUACUUCGAACGUGCAGUUCAAGCUGCACCUGGAGAUAGCCAUGUCCUUGCAGCAUAUGCUAGCUUCUUGUGGGACACAGAGGACGAGGACGAAGGUAGCCAGUCACAGGAUCUUGCUGGUGCACCAGCUUACCUUAUGGGAGCAGUGGCCUCCGUCAGUGUGUGAUUGUGGCAUCCAUUGCUAGAGAGAUGCUAAAGCUCUGUUAAAAUUACAAUGUUGGAAAUGUCAAAUCCAUGCUUUCAGUAGCUAUUCUAACUGCACUAAACUUUUACUUAAAUUUGAUGCAGUAAUAAGAUCAAUUCCUUUUCCUGUAUUUUAAGUUAUGUCUUAGUUAUGUGAAAUAAGGCAUGGCUAACAGUAUAUGCCGUGGAAUGAAAGGUGAUAUUUUGGAAUAAAAAAAAAAGUAUUCUCUCUGCAA